AUGUGGCUCCUGGGCACCGCGCGCGCGAACCUCGUCUUCUUUCCCCAACCCGAAGACGUUCGUGGAGGCUACGCUAUCCUGUCGCACACCUGGGGAAGAGAAGAAGAGACGUUUCAAAAGGUUCAAAAGUUGAACGAAGACUCAAACAGCCCCUUCUCCCCGGAGGAACAGCUUCAAUCAUUCCUUAAGCUCGCCGAACAGCACGGGUACAAGUACGCUUGGGUCGACACAUGUUGUAUCAACAAGGAGAGCAGUUCCGAGCUCUCGGAAGGCAUCAAUUCCAUGUUCCGGUACUACGCCCUCUCCAACAUCUGCUGCGUCUACCUCAGCGACGUUAAAUACUCAGACACUGCCAAUUCAGACAAGAUGUGGGUCGCCUUCAAGAAAAGCCGCUGGCACUGGCGGGGCUGGACUCUCCAAGAGCUGAUCGCGUCCCGCAUGCUCGUGUUCUAUUCCGAGGAGUGGGUAUGUCUAGGCACCAAGUACGAGCUCGCCGAUCGCCUAGAAGAAGCAACCCAGAUCUCCGCGGCGGUCCUCCGCUUCGAGAGCCCGUUUACCGACGCGAGCAUCGCGACGCGCAUCUCCUGGGCGGCACGUCGGGACACCACGAGGCCGGAAGACGCCGCCUACAGCCUCUUCGGGCUUUUCGGGGUGAACAUGCCGACGCUGUACGGCGAAGGGCGGCACGCAUUCUGCCGGCUCCUCAUGGAGAUCUCGAAGACAUCGCGGGAUCCUUCGAUUUUUCUCUUGGGGGAAGGACAAUAUGUGCACAACUUGGAUCGCCUCAAAUCGUACCUCCAGGGAAAUCCCCAAAGCCAAAACCGUCGUCAUCUUCUCCCCCUUCGGCCUUCGGCCACCCUUCGUUCUGUGUUCUACGACCCAAGUGCACGAUCUCAGACAGGACAAAAUGAGGUACGCUGA
This is a messenger RNA of Epithele typhae, 921 nucleotides long. Its product is annotated as heterokaryon incompatibility protein-domain-containing protein. The record is from RefSeq and is a predicted model, not a curated record. Bases 1 to 921 code for a protein of 306 amino acids. Lineage: Eukaryota; Fungi; Basidiomycota; Agaricomycetes; Polyporales; Epitheliaceae. The transcript has 2 exons.